Molecule: messenger RNA, 1491 nt
Organism: Paramecium octaurelia
Lineage: Eukaryota; Ciliophora; Oligohymenophorea; Peniculida; Parameciidae
Source: the annotation of a GenBank genome assembly
AUGCUUGCCAAACAUUCAAGGCUAUUUGAAUCAGGUGCCGAGCCAAUUAAAAGGGAAAUACUGGAAUCAUAUUUGGUUUAGACGAAAAAGUACAAUUCUAAUGAAGACUCAUAAUUAAGGGAACAAAUUGAAAAAUUAACCAAUGAAGUGGCUACCAUCAAAAAAUCAGUUAGUACCAAAUAAAACGAUAAAGCUAUUUAAUGUGUAGACAGAAAUUAUGAAUUGAUGAACUCUCUUUUGAAAUAAAAAGAUAAAUCAAUAGAACAAUAUGAGAGACAAAUCUUGAGUUUUAAGAACAUGAUCAUAUAAAUCGAUCAUUAGAAAAAGAAACUACUGAAUAAAUUAGAGGGAUAAGAUCCUAUGAAAAAUAGUCAAGUCAAUUUACUAUCUCAAUAAAGUUAGAUAUUAUUUGAUAAACAAAUGAUUUGUAAAAGUCAACAAACGGAAAUUGAUUUUGGAAUAAAUUUUAGUUAGAACUCUGUUAUUUCUUCAGUUAUUCCUCAAGAAUCAAAUUCCUAAUCAGUUUAGACUGACUCUAAGUUCUAUAAUGAGAUUAACAUGCUAACCUAGGAUGAAGUACAUAAAGAGAUAGAGCAAUACAAAAUUAUUCUAAGAGAGUAUGAUAUCGAAAACAGAAAACUAAAAAAGUAGAUCCAAUAAUUGUAGAACUCAAAGACUUAGAUUGAUUAGGAUACUCAAACAGGAGUAAUUCAACUUGACAAGGCAGUUCAAUCAGAAGAUGAUCUAAAGAGAGAACUGGAGAAGACAAUCAUGGAAUAUCAGUAAUGUUUUGAUGUUCUGAAUGUUACAAAAAAACAAUUCAAUCAACAGAUGAUGGAAUUGAACAUAUUGAAAAAACAAUAUGAUUCAAUAUUGAGUGACUAUUACUUUAUCUAAUCAGAAAACAAAUCAAAUGAAAAAACUAUUAAUUAAUUGAAUGAAGAAAUUGAAUAAUUAAAAUUGGGAAUACAAACAAAGGAAUUCAGUAUAAGUAGUGCUGACACUCUUACUUCCCCUAAUGAUUCAUUACGAAGUUAUAAGAAAAUGGGUUCUAAUUUAAAACUGAAUAUUGUCAAUCCAACAUACUUCAACCCAUAAAGCAUUGAUGAACUAAUUUUAGCCUAAUAGGAAAAUUAGUUAUUGGUUCUUAAAAUAUCGGAAUUAAAGUAACAAUUAUUAGAAUUGUAAAGGAAUCAGAAAAAUUUAAUAGAGGAAAUGAAUUAGAAGGACGAUUUAAUGAAUUCUUAGUAAUAGGAGUUGUAAAGAUAUAGGAAUGAUUGUUAAGAAUUUGAGAGAAGGAUGGUAAAUGUGAAAAGGUUGGAAGCCAAGUUGGUGGAGAAGGAGAAUUAGUAUGUGGUGGAAAUAUCUGGGUUGCAGUAGGAUAUGGCUGCAUUGAGGUAAGAAUAUGCAGGUUUGAAGAUUAUUAAUCAAACUUUGCAUAAAUAAUUGGAGAAAUAUCAGAAUAGAGGUUUGCUGUAGCAUUCAAAAUGA